GGGGGACUGCAUUUCUCUGACUAACACCUGCUCGUGGGUCCAUGUUCUCUCUUUCUAGAAACAAAAAGACAGAAAGAAACGGGAGAAACUGGGCCAAGAGCAGAAGAACAAAGAGAACACUGACCCAAGCCGCUCAAGUGGCCCUGCAGGCACUGGGCCCCCCCCAAAUGGUGCUGAGGAUGAGGGAUGCUGCCCAGAGCCCUCCUCGUGCCCUGGGGACUCCACAGUCCCCUUGGGGGAGGAGCCUGAGCUGGAGGACACAGCAGUGACAGAGGAGGAGCUGGACCUGAGCUGCACUUUUGUCUGCAAAGCACGGGAGAAGGCUGGAGUCCGGCUGCCCCCCCCAGGUAGUGACCGGUCCCCUGGGACACAGAACAUGGAGCCAAACAGGAAGGUGCCAGAAAAGGAGAGUAGAGACCCUGUGAAGAGACCUGUGCCCUCCCAACCCCUCCAGCCCAGACCACCCAGUCCCAGCACAUUAGAGCAGAGCCUGGCUCUUGCAGGCCAUGGCAUCGAGGCAGCCCAGAUGGGCCAACACAAUGAGGCCGUUUGGGCUUUCACUGCUGCCCUGGAGCUGAAUCCCCGAGAGCACCGGCUCCUGGGGAACCGCUCGUACUGCCUAGAGAAGCUGGGACGAUACGAGGAGGCACUGGCGGAUGCGGAGGCGGCGCUGGCGCUGCGGCCGGGCUGGCCCAAGGGCUCCUUCCGCAAGGGCAAGGCCCUGCUGGGGCUUCAGCGCUACACCGAGGCCGCACGCACCUUCGAAGAGCUGCUGCUGCAGGAUGGGUCCUAUGCUGAGGCAGCCACGCAGCUGGAGGCCUGCCGGGCCCAGCUGCAGCAGUGCAGCCUCCCCGGGGAUGUCCCCGUGUCCCCAUUCCUGCUCAAGGCUAAGGAGCCGCUGUUUCUCCCUGGAUGGACGACCAGGAGCUGCCAGAACACAGGUGACACAAGUGUGACAGGAGGCAGCGCUGGGACCCCCACAAGAGACCUGAAACGGGAACCCACUGUGGCCAGUGGCCACCCAACACUGCCACCAAGCCACCCCGCCAGGGACUGCUUCCCUCUCUGGGUGGGCAAUGUCACCUCCCACAUCAAUGAGAAGGUGUUGCGUCGUGCCUUUGGCCGGUUCGGGGAGAUCCGCUCUAUGCGGCUUCUCCCAGGGCGCCACUGUGCCUUCAUCAACUUCUGUGGCAAGGCAGAGGCCGAGGAGGCCUUCAGGGCCAUGCAGGGUGCCACCGUGGAGGGCAGCAAACUGUUGUUGCAACUCAAGCACCCAUCCCACGCCACCCCGGCCCCCAUGCCCCGUGCCAAGGGCAGGGCCACCCCUGGGGGGCUGCUGAAUUGACCCUGCUCUGCUGCGGGGGCUGCCAGGGCCGCCACCACCACCUGCCUGUACCUUCUUGUGCCUUGUCCCCCCGUGCCAGGGGUGGAAUUAUCACCCCCUCGUGCCUUAGGGGUGCUGGGGGUCGGGGCCCACCUUGCAGCCCCUUGUGCUGAGAUGGUGGGCCUGAGCUGUUCCCCGUUGCCCCUCAGGGAUUUGUAUCAAUUUGGGGUUUUUAAUAAAACAGAUUUGUUUUUC
Messenger RNA from Sturnus vulgaris (Common starling), 1579 nucleotides. It is a transcript of the gene TTC31, whose product is annotated as tetratricopeptide repeat domain 31. NCBI's taxonomy places the organism in Eukaryota, Metazoa, Chordata, Aves, Passeriformes, Sturnidae. The record is from RefSeq and is a predicted model, not a curated record. Gene Ontology annotation, molecular function: RNA binding; protein binding.